CGACACAAGGUCGCCCGUCAGUUCUAUCGUUGGACAGUUUAGAUAUGGAAGAUAUCGUUUUUUCCUCCAGGCUUGUACUGCCUGCCCAUCAGGAAGCGGAUUUUACGCACAAGAGAAUAAGACAGCGUACAUAGGCUUGUCGUGACAGUCGCAGUUGGAGCUGAAACAGUUGGGCGGAUGGGAGACAAGCCAAAGAGCUUUCAUGAGAUGACUGCUGAAUUUUAUUGUGGAAUAGCAGGUGAGUGUAAGGUGAGGUGUAAGGUCAUGAGUGGAUUACAAGCAUGCCAAUUGGACGCACCUGUUUGACUGCAUCUAAUGGAAUUUCCAAAGUUGCUAUGGAUUUUCCGCUGGAUGCCAUGGAGGCCGGCGUACGUGACUGCAGGAUGUUUUAAAUGGGCAGCCACACUUAUGGAAUGAAUAAUCAACACGGAGAGUUGGGUUGACCUUCGACUGGGGGGAGAAAUUUAGAAUGUUUAUUGAUGACCAUAAGUUCGAUUCGCCUGCCCUCCGGCGCUUGUUGUCCUCAUGUCAAGAGGUUAGUCUUGGUCCAGACUUUGAAAGAGAAAGUUGGAACGGGACGUUGUGUUGCCAAGAGACGCAAUUGAGGGUGUUGGCCAAUCCUGGAGGGAUACUCAGUCCACUUCACCAUGUCGUCCAACGAAGAAGAGCAGCCGACUUCAUCGCCAUUAAAUGUCAAGUUUGACGUGGUUCCCGAAACGCUUGAACCUUCCUACAAGGAGCAUUUCCCAGUGUUUGUCAAUGGAUUAGUUCAAGGAGAGCCGGGCGGAUUCGUCUUCCAUCCGCACUACGCCCAAAAUGCCAACAAGAUUUACAACAUGAAAGUGAGGAGCGACGACGUCUGGAUCCGCACUUUCCCCCGAUCCGGUACAACUUGGACGUCCGAAUUGGCCUGGCUCAUCAUGAACGAUUGCAAUUUCCAAGAAGCUGCUCGAGUGCCGCUAACUGUCCGAUCGCCCAAUAUCGAUACCAAUUACUUUGCCAAUUGGGGAGAUUUCGCCCCGCCGGAAAUAAUGGAUAACCUCAUCACUAUCGAAAAGAUUGAAGAGAUGACGUCACCCAGAGUCAUCAAGUCGCACUUGCCCUUUCAAUUGCUGCCACCCAAUUUACUCGACACUGCCAAGGUGAUUUACGUUGCCCGCAAUCCCAAGGACGCCAUCGUUUCCUUCUUCUAUUUCCACAAAUUAGUGAAAUUGUGCUACUACGCUGGAGAAAUGGACGACUUUGUCGACUACUUUCUCAACAACAAACUGCUGUGGACUCCCUAUUUCCCCACCGUCCUCGAGGCUUGGGCCAAACGUGACCAUCCCAACUUGUUAUUUCUUUUCUACGAAGACAUGAAGAAGGAUUUGCCCAGUGAAAUCCAGAAAAUCGCCGCUUUCCUCAACAAAACGGUGACGCCAGAGCAGAUUGAGAAGCUGGUCGAUCACGUGGAUAUCGACAAAUUCGCCAAGAACGAGUCGGUCAACAUGACCCGCGAGAUCAAAGCCGGCCUCUCCAACGAAGGCCACACUUUCAUCCGCAAAGGUGAAACGGGAGGCUGGAAGAACCAUUUCAGUCCGGAAGUGAACCGCAAAAUCGACGAGUGGAUCGAAAAGAAUUUGGAGGGAUCCGAUUUGAAAUUCGUCACCGAACUCGACUAAAAAAUAAAGAAAUGGCGAUUUUUAUUUUUUAAAUCAUUUAAUAUUCGCUAGCUGUGAAUCUGAAUGUGCCAACCUGAACUCACCGAUUGCAACUGGAAUCGGAUUGUUGUAAACGUCAAAUCUCCUCUGCAUACUCUCCGAUAACCGUAUAUUCAAAAUAUAUUACACCUCAAGGCAAAGGUAUAACCAUUUUUAUUUUAUAAUCGAGUUAAAAGAGAUCGAAUUUCGGUUAUUUGCAACUAAAAAUAAAAAAUCGUGACUUUA
This is a messenger RNA of Daphnia pulex (common water flea), 1925 nucleotides long. RefSeq names its product sulfotransferase 1E1-like. Gene Ontology annotation, biological process: sulfation. The transcript is spliced from 10 exons. Lineage: Eukaryota; Metazoa; Arthropoda; Branchiopoda; Diplostraca; Daphniidae. The record is from RefSeq and is a predicted model, not a curated record. Gene Ontology annotation, cellular component: cytoplasm. Bases 648 to 1661 code for a protein of 337 amino acids. Gene Ontology annotation, molecular function: sulfotransferase activity.